UAGUUAAAAUUGUUGCACAUAAUUAUAGCCCUAAUCUUCGAGCAGGUCCAUGUAACUUGACAAGGAGGGUGAGGAUAGCAUAGCUUUCGUUUGUGAACUAUGUGGCAAGGCAAGGAGAUGCCACGUGACCCAUCCUUCCAAAGCCACGCCCGGUUCAACCUCCAAUAUUGAUGCUUCACUGCUUCUCCAAGUCAGUCAUCUUUCCUCCCCCUAAACCCUCUCUUUCUUCUGUCUUCCCUUUUAUUGCUCAAAACCCAAACGAAAGAAUAAAGAAAUUGCAAGAUAAGAUAGGCCCAGAAAGGGGAAGAGAAAGAAUUUAUAUGGAGGAGCAAAAGAACAGGAGCAAGCAAGAUAUGAAGAGGACCCGGAUAAGCCUUGGCGGUGGAGAUGGCAUUGCAGGGGUCGUGGUGUUUGGAGGAGCCUUGGCUAUUGCAGGUUUGAUUGCGGUUUUCACUUUCAAAAAAAGAAGGAAGGACGCCGACCAUAACCCAAGAAAUCCCAGCGAUGUAUCCAAAGAAUCAAAGAACAGCAAAAGAGAAGAUGAAGGAAGUGAAGGGCUGCGCUUCAUUUCUCAAACCCCAUCGUUAAUCAAGGAUUACGGUUCAUGUUUGACAAGCCAUGGAACGCCACAGACGAGCGUUACCCAGAUUGAUCCUUGCGAGACUUUGGUGUCUGCCAAAAGUUUAAUGAUGGAAGAGAAACCUGUGAAUGAAAUCAGCGAAGAAAACGAGGACUCCUUGAGCGGUCAUCAAGAGAUCGUUAUUUGUAAUUAUUCAACACUAGAAAGCAUUGAUUCCUGCGAUGAUUGUGGUGUCGUGGGAAAAUAUUCGUUGCCAGUGCCGGAGAGUCCUAUUUUGAUUGAAGAAACAAUGGUGAAGAGUGAUUCCGACAUGGAGGAGAACAACUCGAUAUCAAUCAAAACUAUUGAAGACGAAAAGGCCGAUGAAGCUUCUUUGAUUGUCCAUGCAGAAGAGAAGGCUGAACACAACAAAUCAACAACUCAAUCAGAUGAAGAAGAGAGAGAUGAAGAAUCUCUGCUUAUAUAUAAUUUAGACAAGGCAGAACACGGAAAAUCAGCAACUCAAUCAGAUGAAGAAGAAGAUAGAGACGAUGAGGAAGGAAGCAUUGUGGAGGAAGGCGAGGAAAGCUCGGAAGGUACAACAGGGGACUCUUCCAUGGAAUCGAAUACCGAAGCAAUUUGGCCGGCAGAGUUUAUAUUGGAUUCAUCACAAGAAUUGGAGCGAACAGACUUCACUUUUCAAAACACUGUUGAGAAAACAGAGGAAGAAGAAGAUGAAACAGCUAAACUGGUCAAUCAUGAUUACUUUAACAGCACAGAGAAUGGCUAUGCCUUAAAGUAUGAAGCUGCUGAAGAACCCACUAUGAUUUGGAAGGAAACGCACAAGCCAGUGAAGGUAAAUAAUCAACCAGCACGCUCAUUGAAGUUUGGAAUUUGGAUUUUCUCAAUAAUGCUGCUGCUACUGCUGCUGCUGGCUACUGUUACUUGCUUUUAAAUAUCAGAAGGCUGUACCAACACCUGCCAUGUCAUAACUCUUUCAUUGUCCGGGAAUCGUAGAGAGGCUCUAGGCAGUGUAUUUAAUUA
This is a messenger RNA of Carya illinoinensis, 1603 nucleotides long. RefSeq names its product glutamic acid-rich protein-like. NCBI's taxonomy places the organism in Eukaryota, Viridiplantae, Streptophyta, Magnoliopsida, Fagales, Juglandaceae. The coding region runs from base 171 to 1514 and encodes 447 amino acids. The transcript is spliced from 3 exons. The record is from RefSeq and is a predicted model, not a curated record.